AUGGCUUAUGCUAGUGUUGCAUCUCUUAUGAGAACAAUGGGAUUGGUCUUGGCACCCAAGUCGCUGCUGAAAUCUCUAAUUAGUGACCACGAAGAAGAACUUCUAGCUCUUCAUGAAAAAGUGAGCUUCUUGGAAGUAUUUCUCAAGAAGUUUGAGAAAGACAACACUUCUGAGAAAAUGACAGAUCUGGAAGCGCAAAUAAAAGAGCUUGCAACUGUUUUUGAACAGAUAAUUCAACAGAGAAUAACAGAAAUCAUAUAUGCAAAUGAUGAAGUACAGAGAGAAAGGAUGCAUGAGAGGCUUUGGGAUAGCCUAGAACAAGUGGCGGAGGAGUUUGAUCGCAUCCAGAAAGAGUUGACAAAGUUUCAAGAUAAAGGCAAACAAGCACCAAAGGAAUUUUUGGUUCAAGAUGCAAGUUCAGUAAAACAUACUCCAUAUGUGGAGAACAAUAUGGUGGGACGUGAUGAUCAAAUGAAAAGGAUGCUGACAGAACUGACGCGGUACGGUGGUUCGUCUGGUGAACUCAAAGUCAUCCCAAUAGUUGGGAUGGGGGGCAUUGGUAAAACAACUUUAGCAAAAGAAGUUUACAAUGAUGAAUCUAUUCGACUUCAUUUUAAUGUUCAUUACUGGGCUACUGUAUCUCAAAAACACAAUGUAAAGGAAAUCUUGCUGAGCCUUUUGCGUUGUGCAAAGGGUGAACACUUUUACAUGGACGAUGAGGCAGAACUGGCAGACAUACUACAAAAGAGUUUAAAGGGUAAGAGAUAUUUAAUUGUAUUGGAUGACAUGUGGUAUAGUGAAGCAUGGGAUGCCGUGCGAUUGUGCUUUCCAAGUGAAAACAAUGGUAGUCGAAUAUUGCUAACGACCCGUAACACUGAAGUAGCUUGUUCUGCUGGUACAGGAAGUCUUUCUUUGCAGAUGGAUUUAAUGGGUACGGAUGAGAGUUGGAACCUUUUUGAAAGUAUUGCAUUUUCCAAUGAAGUACUACCAUCCGAAUUCAAGAUUAUUGGGAAACAAGUUGUAGACAAAUGCCACGGGUUACCACUAAGUAUUGCCGUGGUUGCUGGGCUUCUCAAAUCUAAAAGGACAAUAGAAUAUUGGGAAAAUGUUGCUAAAGAUGUUAAGUCAAUCACAAAUGAUCCUGAUAAAAAAUGUUUGGAUGUGUUGGGGUUGAGUUACAGUCACUUGACCAGUGAUAUAAAAGCUUGUCUACUGUAUUUUGGAAUUUUUCCAGAAGAUGAAGAGAUUUCAGUGAAGAGAUUGGUGAGAUUAUGGAUCGCUGAGGGGUUCCUGAAGUUGGAAAAUGAUUUGGAAGGAGAGGCUGAGAAGUGUUUGCAAGAGCUUGUUGAUAGAUGUCUAGUUCUUGUCAGCAAGAGAAGUCUUGAUGAAACAAAAAUUAGAUCAUGUAAGGUUCAUGAUCUAAUACAUGACUUGUGCUUGAGAGAAUUAACUCAAAGCCAAGAUGUUUUUGUCUUGAAUGACAUUCUGCCUUAUAAGAUGUGCUCAGUUGGAGCUCAAAGCUCAAAUCCUCUUCCUCUAGAAUAUUGUCGUCUUAGUAGGCAUGAAAUUCAGCCCUUAAAACAACGGACUAGUUAUCGGUCGGGUAAUUAUAGGGUCCUUCUUAACCCUGGAUUUCAUCAUCAUUUGAUAAGGGGACAGACAACUGAUGAUGACAACAAUCUCUUGAAACGAACUCGUUCUAUUUUCUCAGUGUUUCCCUUUUAUCUAGAGUUUCCUUUCGAACCAGAGCUUUUCCAUUUCGGUUCACUCAGAGUCUUGGACUUGACUGAUGUGACUUUUUAUACUUUCCCUUCAAAGAUACUACACCUUUUUUGGUUGAGGCACCUUUCAAUGUCCGGGUACUUUCGCGUACCACGACAAAUUUCCAUUUUACGCAAUCUGCAAACAUUCAUAUCUAAAUUGGGAUAUACUCCAGAGUUUCCACAAGAAAUUUGGGAACUACUAGAACUAAGGCAUCUCAAAACGAAGUCUAUUGAUUUGCCAAAGCCCCCAAGUUUACUUGUCAACGAAGAGAGGUUCUUCAUCUUUUCAAACAUACAUACUAUUUCUGGAAUGAAACCACAUUGUUGCACAGAAGAGGUUAUGUUAGGGAUUUCGAAUGUAAAAAAGUUAGGAAUAUGUGGAAGUCCAUAUGAGUAUGGACGUUUUCAAGAAUCAAGACUUGUCAACAAUCUCUUCCAUCUUCAUCAACUUGAAACAUUGAGUUUUGAAGUCGAAGUUCUGAGCCCGUACGAGAAUUCAUCAUUGAGCAUUCCAAGUGCAAAAGCUUUUCCAGUUACACUCAAGAAGUUAAAGUUGAUCGAUACUGAUCUAAGUUGGGAGGACUUGAACAUCAUAGGUGAAUUGCCUAACCUCGAGGUGCUGAAGCUGAAAUAUGGUGCUUGUCGUGGUGAUGAAUGGCAUCCAAUUGAAGGGGGAUUUGCUGGGUUGAAAGUUUUGCAACUUUACGAGAGUGAACUCAAGUAUUGGAAAGCCACAAAUGACAACUUCCCUAUCCUUGAGCGACUCAUAAUUACAUCUUGCUCUGAAUUGGACGAGUUACCCAUUGAAUUUGCAGAAAUCAACUCACUACGGCUAAUUGAGUUAAAAUGGUGUGAUCCCAAACUCGAGGACUCUGCUGCACGAAUUCAACAAGAACAAGAAUACCUCGGGAACAAACCAGUGGAUAUUCAUAUCAUAAUAUCCUUUGCUUUGCUUCCUUUUUUCUUUUAUUGUUCUAUUCUUGAUUCAGAGCUAAUGAAAGAUGAAGUGAUGUUAUCUCAGACUGAUUAUUUGCGAAGAAGUUCGGGCUGCAGGCUGCAACUCGCCUACAUGAAGUCGGAAUCGCUAGUAAUCGCUGAUCAGCCAUGA
Capsicum annuum is the source of this 2871-nucleotide messenger RNA. Its product is annotated as putative late blight resistance protein homolog R1A-3. The record is from RefSeq and is a predicted model, not a curated record. Gene Ontology annotation, molecular function: ADP binding. NCBI's taxonomy places the organism in Eukaryota, Viridiplantae, Streptophyta, Magnoliopsida, Solanales, Solanaceae. The transcript is spliced from 3 exons. The coding region runs from base 1 to 2871 and encodes 956 amino acids. Gene Ontology annotation, biological process: defense response to other organism.